AGGGACACCUCCUGGGAAGGCAAGCAAUGAGCCUUCUUCGCCCGUCGAGGCGUUUGCUCUGCUGUUGGAUGGCACUGACGUUCCUCAAGGCAGCGCUCUGCCAGCCAGAAUGCCAGUCUGGAGGACACCAGAUCCUUGAUAGUCCGUAUAGAAGUGUUAAUUUUGAUUCAUCACAGCUUCAGCAGUCGGCUAUUCAGGAUGUAAUAUGUGAUCAUUCACUGACAUCAGGAUGGUAUCGCUUUGUGAUUUUUGAUAAACCAGCUGAAAUGCCUACCAAGUGCGUGGAGGUGAAUCACUGUGGAACACAAGCUCCUGUCUGGUUGUCUCUGGGAGAGUCAGAAUCCAUGCCUCAACCUGGUGAAAUCAAGCACUUAACAGCAUGUGCAACUUGGCGGGUUUUUUUCAGCACUGCAGAAGACUGCUGCCUUUUCCGAAUUCCUGUCAGUGUGAGGAACUGUGGGGAUUUCUUCAUAUACUUGCUCCAGCCUACCCAGGGGUGCAUGGGAUACUGCGCAGAAGUGAUUUCAGAUCCAAAACCCCAUGACUGCCAAUCUGGGGACACUGGGACACAAACCAUCUGUAGCAGUAAAUUUCCUCCUUCACAAUUGUUACUUCCAUUGCCGCCACCUCCAAGCAUACCUGAAAUUGUGGCAGAGUUAGUUGAAGAUACUGUUUUCUUAAGGUGUACCUUUGAUGUACUUACUGUAAACACCUCAGUGGGCUUUGUUGUGGUUUGGUCCAGACUGUCUCCUGAAGGCAUCAAGGAAGAACUGAGACAAGAGACAACAGUUGAAACAUUCUCAGUUUUAGAACUGGAUGGUAUAAACCUCAGACUUGGAGAUAGGAUUUACUGUAGCAGUUCUGCCUUUUUCUUAGAGAAACCAGAAAUGCGAAGCCCACAUACUGAGAGCGAGGAAUUUUUUGCAGGAAUUAAGCUGCAUCCUGAGGCAUUUACUAUAUCUGAAGAUGGAAAGCAAUAUAGGCUUACAGCAGAAAGCAAAAUUCCCAUUCCUUGUCCUAAAGAAGGCCAGCUUGGAGAUGACUGCAAAAUCUCAUUAAAAUUAAACACCAUAGAAGAAGGUAAAGACCAGCAUAGCUUAAACUUGGUACUGUCUUCUUGCCUUGUGGACCUCUUUCAGCAUCCCUGCUACAAUAAAACCUGUAGCCAGGCUAGUGUUUAUUUUGCUGCUGUGUCUGAUUUCAUUCAAGAUGGAGACAGAGUAACCAGGAUUGUGGUGGACCCUAUCAUCAGUGACAGUUUUCUGUGGAAUAAUUACAUGCCAGAAAGCAUUUGGGUUACUGUGAAGGAUUUGCCCUCUGCUUAUUGCUACUCUUUUACUGACCCACAUAUCAUUACAUUUGAUGGCAGAGCAUAUGACAAUUUUAAAACAGGAACAUUUGUGCUAUACAGAAGUAACCUGCGUGAUUUUGAAGUCCAUGUACGUCAGUGGGACUGUGGAAGCCUUUACUACCCAGCAUCAUGCAACUGUGGCUUUGUUGCCAGAGAAGGGGCUGAUAUAAUAGCGUUUGACAUGUGCAGUGGCCAACUUCAUGACUCGCAGCCCCACUUAUCCAUAAAAAGCAGAGACUCUCCAGACAGCUAUGUCAGGAUCACUGAAUCUUACCAAGGAAGGAAAGUAACAAUUUCAUUUUCUUCUGGAGCUUUUGUUCGAGCCGAUGUGAGUGAAUGGGGAAUGAGUCUGACACUCAGAGCCCCCAGCUCAGAUUAUAAACACACGCUGGGACUUUGUGGAACAUUUGAUGGCAAUUCAGAGAAUGAUUACCACGAUGUGGAUGGAACUGAAAUCUCAGGAGGAACUGAUGCUUAUCUAACUUUUAUUAACGAAUGGAGAAUUGCACCAGGAGAGAGCCUCUUUGACAAAACACCAUCUCCUUUAACUUCAGCCAAGAAAAUAUUUUUCUGCAGUUGCGGUGCGGGUGGCAUGGGAGCAGAUGAGCCAAUGAACAAACUGAAGUUUUUUUCAGAAGCAGGAUUUGCUUUGUCUUGUAAAAGAACUGAGCAACAUGCUUGGCUUCCUUCUUUGAUCCCAGGGCUGGAUGUUACAGCUGAGUAUAUUAGCUCUGUUGAUCAUGUCAGGGGCUUAAGUAAGCGUGCCUCUGUGCCUGAAGAGGAUUCCUCUGCUCCUCACUCAAGAGAAGUACAUUCGCUUAAUCAAACUGCUCUUCAGACGGCAUCCCCGAAGCACCUAGUCGUCUUUCCAAACUCUAAGAGCAGCACUAAAACAAAUAAACAAGAAAUUCUGCACUCCAUGGCCUACAACCAUGCUAACAAAUAUCAACAGCAGCUCAGAAGACUGUCUGUCAGAAAUCGCCAAAAGCGGCAGCAUUAUUAUGAAUACCAUCCUGUAUUUCCAUCCCAGAGUCUGAGCCAAGCAGAUCUAGAUGGAUUUAGUUAUUUCUUCCCUGAAGAUCACACAGCUGACACAUACCAAGAGCCCUUGUACUCAUGGCCGACACCUUCUGGUCUCACUGAAUCUGAUGCAAUGGGUCUGUGCCAGGAGAUGGUCACUAAUUCUAGCCUAGGCAGAGCCUGCCAGGCGCUGCUUGGCCUUCAGAUGGACAAUGCAAUACACAUGUGUGUCAAGGAUUUGCAACUGAAGGAUGAUCUCAACUGGGCAAAGGCAUCUUUGGCGCUCUUGGAAAAUGAAUGUGAAAAGAGGGUUUGGGAAGAAAUUAAUUACAGCCCAAAAGAAAAUGAAGGGUUCAUUGAGGAUUUGCUCUUAGCUUUGAAAUGUCCCAACCUUUGCAGCCAGAAAGGCCAGUGUGUCGAGUGGGGCUGUGCAUGCUUUGAAGACUUCACGUCUUAUGACUGCAGUAUGUUGUCUGAUCAGGUUCCAGAAAUCAUAGAGCUAGAAAAUGGAGGAUUGUGUGAUAUUCGGCAGUAUGACUGCACAACCGUAAGAGCUUUUGGCCAUGGAUUUCGAGAGUCUCCUGGCCUGAGAUGUGAAAUUAACAAAUUGCAGUCCAAUGAUAACAAAUGGGUCCUUGGAGAAUCUGAAUUUAUCAACGGUGUCUUCCAUAAUACCAGGACGAUUGAUUGCCACCUAUCAGCUGAAGGACAGCAUUUUGAUACUAUGGAUCUGGUAGAUGACAAAACAAUUGCAAGGUGGCAAAUUAAGAUUUCUAAUGAUGGGAUUACUUAUAGCAACCCUAAAAUAGUGACUUUAUUUGAUGGAGCUUGUCAGUUAUGCAGUGCUCAGUUGGAUGGAUUGUGCAUGUUAAAGGAGAAAACUUGUACCAUAGAUGGACUUUGUUAUGGCGAAGGUGACACAAAUCCUCUGAGCCCUUGCUUACUCUGCAGACCUGAAGUGUCAAAGUUCACUUGGUCAAUUGCUGAAAAUAACCAACCUCCUGUAAUUCAAAAUCUUCAAGAAAAACUGCAGACAUUUUAUGGGGAGAACUUUGUGUAUCAGAUCAUGGCCACAGACCCAGAAGGUUCUGCCAUUGCCUUUUCACUAAAUUCUGGGCCCUCAGGUGCCAGUCUUUCUCCCGCUGGACUUUUGAUAUGGAAGGCAGUGUCAAAAACAACUCAGCAGUUUUCUUUUGCUGUGACAGAUGACUGCAGUGCUGAAGCCAGUGGAACAAUACAGGUCACGGUGAAACCAUGUGACUGUAUAAACGGUGGGUCUUGUGUGACAAAUGUCAGUUUUCCUCCUGGAAGUGGGAAAUAUAUUUGCAUCUGCUUGCCAGGGUUUGAGGGUGAUCUUUGUCAAGUGAACAUUGAUGACUGCGCAUCCAGUCCUUGUGGCCUCGGCAGAUGUUUUGAUGGAAUAAAUAGCUACCACUGCGAAUGUACAUCUGGACUGCAGGGCAGGCAUUGCCAAGGAGAUAUUGAUGAGUGCAAAUCAAGGCCCUGCUUCCCUGGUGUAGUUUGUUUCAACACUGUUGAUUCCUAUUAUUGUGGCCCAUGCCCUGAAGGCCUUCACGGAGAUGGGGAAGUAUGCUACGUUGAAAUCAAAUCAACAAGUGAAGUUCCAUCUCAUCCUUUGACUCCUGAAGAUGUUUACAGCAGAAAAGGUGACCAUAGUGAUGGAUACACAGUUGUUGGUGCCCAUACUGAUGAAAAUGUCUCUGGCAAACAGUAUACUGCUUCCACAGGAACAGGGUCUAUAAAAAUGUUGCCGCAUACUAUGUGGGAGAGAAUGGUGAUGGGAAGACUUUGGUGUCAAAUGAAGAUAGCAGAGAACAGGGAAAGCUUCCUGCAACAUUCCACUACAGAGGUUCCAAAUACUGCAGAAUUUCCAUCUAAUCCUGCAGAUGUUCCUGGAAGUUUUAUUCCCACAGAAAUAGCCAAGAGCACUUCACCAGCUUCUAUACCUCAGACAACUGUAUCUUCAAAGUUGCUCGUUUCACAGAGAACAGCUUUUAGAAAUCCUGUUAGGAGCGGAUUUCUUGAUUAUUCAGUUGAUGUCAGUACUGCAAACACAUAUUUUGGUACCACAGGCAAAAGCUCUGUGACCAAUUCUGUGCCCAACAUGUCAUUUAGGAAUACUGCAGUAUCUGCUGGGAGGACCACAAAGACACCACUAGCACCGGUGGAGAGAUCUCACUCUCCUUUAGGGGCCAGCAUAAUACUGAACAGCAAAAUGAACACCAUCAAUGGGACCUUACUAACAAACAAAGAACCAGAAGGAAGAAGUGAUGGCAAGUUUCAAAGCUCAUUUGGCAAGCAUAGAGACAACUCCAUACAGUCCAUCUUUGAGAUGUUUGCUGUGCCACCCAAAGGGUCUGGGACAAGUAAAGAAUUAGAUGCAAUGGCAGUCCCACAAUUAGUAACCUGUGCAGAUUCACCCUGUUUUCCUGGUGUUCCUUGUGAAUCCAAUGAAGAAGGGAGCUUCAAAUGUGGUCGUUGCCCUUUUGGCUAUUUUGGAGAUGGUGCCGUAUGUAUAGCGAUAUGCAGGCAUCCAUGUGGUAAAAACAUGAAAUGUGUGGCACCCAAUACCUGUCGAUGCAAAUCUGGAUAUUCAGGUCAUGGUUGUCAGGUUGCACUUUGUCAACCAGCGUGUAAAAACCAUGGGAAAUGUAUCCAGCCUAAUGUAUGUGAAUGUCUCCCAGGAUUCAGUGGAUCCAUCUGUGAUGAAGCCCAUUGUGAUCCACCUUGCCAACAUGGAGGGACGUGUCUAACUAAAAACCUUUGCACUUGCCCAUAUGGUUUUGUAGGUCCACGAUGUGAAACAAUGGUAUGCAACAGGCACUGUGAAAAUGGUGGUGAAUGUCUUACUCCAGAUGUCUGCCAAUGCAGAGUUGGCUGGUAUGGACCCACAUGUAGUACAGCGGUGUGUGACCCAGUAUGCCUCAAUGGUGGAUUGUGCAUUAAACCAAAUACUUGUCUUUGUCCCAAAGGAUUUUUUGGUGCCUAUUGUCAAAAUGCUGUCUGUAACCCACCGUGUAAGAAUGGUGGUCAUUGUAUGAGAAAUAAUGUUUGCAGUUGUCCUGAUGGCUACAUCGGAAGGAGAUGUGAAAAAAGUAUCUGUGACCCAAUGUGCAUCAAUGGAGGGAGAUGCGUGGGCCCAAAUGUUUGCUCUUGCCCUUCAGGAUGGAGGGGCAAAAGAUGCAACACUCCUAUAUGCCUUCAGAAGUGCAAGAAUGGAGGAGAAUGUAUUGGGCCAAGUACUUGCCAUUGCCCUCCAGAAUGGGAAGGAAUUCACUGUCAAACACCUGUAUGCAACCGGAAGUGUCUGUAUGGAGGCACAUGUAUACGGCCUAAUGUAUGUUCUUGCCGUCCUGGCUAUACUGGAGUCAUCUGUGGGAAAAAAAUCCGGGUACAAGGACAUCGUGCUUGAAGAACCAAUAUCUGGAUCACAUAAUCAUGCUUCAUGGACCACCGGGUUCUUGAAUGUAGAGAGGUUUUCCCAAGGCACCAUUUCAUAAAGGGCACAAUCUGGCCCCUUCUUCAAAAGGACAAAACACAGAGAAGCUCCACAUUAGAGUUUAUUAGAGCUGUCCCCUUUUCCCACUUUGCUAGCCCCUGCACUGGAAAUAUCACUGCUAUGCUGGGUGUCCUUCAACCUUCCCAUCUAUUCAUGCUAAGCAGAACC
Molecule: messenger RNA, 6059 nt
Organism: Heteronotia binoei (common prickly gecko)
Lineage: Eukaryota; Metazoa; Chordata; Lepidosauria; Squamata; Gekkonidae
Gene: VWDE
Product: von Willebrand factor D and EGF domains
Exons: 32
Coding region: 27-5804 (1925 amino acids)
Biological process (GO): anatomical structure development
Cellular component (GO): cell surface; extracellular region
Molecular function (GO): signaling receptor binding; calcium ion binding
Source: RefSeq, a predicted model, not a curated record